Molecule: messenger RNA, 1846 nt
Organism: Neltuma alba
Lineage: Eukaryota; Viridiplantae; Streptophyta; Magnoliopsida; Fabales; Fabaceae
Product: pentatricopeptide repeat-containing protein At2g42920, chloroplastic-like
Exons: 1
Coding region: 1-1593 (530 amino acids)
Biological process (GO): RNA modification
Molecular function (GO): RNA binding; protein binding
Source: RefSeq, a predicted model, not a curated record
AUGGCAACACUCUGCUUCGCACACUCCCCUGUACCAUCAUCAUUAUCUUCAUCACCCUCCAUAUCCAAUUUCAUCUCAGACCACCCAUGCCUCACCAUGCUUGAAAAGCAAUGCUUCGCCAUGAAAGACCUCAAAAAGAUUCAUGCUCACAUCAUCAAAACUGGCCUAAUCGACGACCCCAUUGCCGCUAGCCGCGUUUUGACCUUUUGCGCCUCUCCUUCUGGGGAUACCAACUAUGCCUACUUGCUUUUCACUCGAAUUCCCAACCCAAAUCUCUAUUCUUGGAAUACUAUCAUUAGAUGCUUCUCUCGUAGCUCAACCCCACAAGACGCAAUCUCACUUUUCGUUGAAAUGUUGUACUCAGAUACUCAACCUGAAAGAUUGACUUACCCUUCGGUUUUUAAGGCUUAUGCUCAAAUGGGUCUCGGCCAUGAAGGAGCUCAGCUUCAUGGGAGAGUUUUGAAAUUGGGUCUUGAACAUGAUGGGUUUAUCCGUAAUUCUCUGAUACAUAUGUAUGCGAAUAGUGGGCUCUUGAGUGAAGCAAGGAGAGUGUUUCAUGCUCUCUUGGAAUUUGAUGUUGUAGCUUGGAACUCAAUGAUCAUGGGCCUUGCUAAAUGUAGGGAAAUUGAAGAGGCCAGGAACCUGUUUGAUAAAAUGCUUACGAGAACUUCCUUUACAUGGAAUUCUAUGAUUAGUGGGUAUGUAAGGAACGGGAAACUCAUGGAGGCAUUAGAGCUUUUUCACAGGAUGCAGAAAGAAGGGAUUGAGCCUAGUGAAUUUACAAUGGUAAGCUUAUUGAAUGCUUGUGCUCACAUGGGAUCACUUCAACAAGGGAAAUGGAUUCAUGAUUAUGUGAGAAAGAAUGGGUUUGAGCUUAACGUCAUUGUGGUCACAGCAAUAAUUGACAUGUACUGCAAGUGUGGAGCUAUUCAUGAUGCUCUACAAGUGUUUGAGGAGUGCCCGAGGAGAGGAUUAUCAUGUUGGAACUCCAUUAUUAUAGGGCUAGCCAUGAAUGGUCUUGAAAGAGAAGCAAUUGAGUUCUUCUCUGAGCUUGAAUCUUCUUCAAGUCUAAAACCAGAUUAUGUAAGUUUCAUUGGUGCUCUAACAGCCUGUAAACAUCUAGGCGAAGUUGAUCAAGCUAGAGACUAUUUUACUCUAAUGAUGGAUAAAUAUAAGAUCAAACCAUCAUUAAAACACUAUACAUGCAUGGUUGAAGUUCUAGGCCAAGCUGGACUACUAGAAGAGGCAGAGGAAUUAAUAAAGGUUAUGCCAAUAAAGGCAGAUGCUAUUAUAUGGGGGUCUCUACUGUCAUCUUGUAGGAAGCAUGGGAAUCUCGAGAUAGCAGAGAGGGCUGCAAAACAAGUUCUUGCCCUGAAUCCAAGUGACUCUGGUAGUUAUGUGCUUCUUUCAAAUGUUCAUGCCGCGUCGAGCCGAUUCGAAGAAGCAGUGGAGGAAAGGCUUUUGAUGAAGGGAAGUUUGACAGAGAAAGAACCAGGAUGCAGCUUGAUUGAAGUGAAUGGAGAAACUCAUGAGUUCUUAGCUGGAGGGAGGCUGCAUCCAAAAACUCAAGAGAUAUACUCUUUUAUUGAAUGAUGUUGUUGGUGGUGCAAAAGGAUGCUUAUGUGGUGCAUUGUACAUGAGAAGGGGAUGUUAGGCUUUAGAUAAAGCAAAAUGUAUGUCAGUAUAUCUUCAUGAAAAGCUAUACUAAGUAGUUUGUUGUAAAGCUUAUUGUUCAGGAGCAGAACAUAAAAGUCAUAUAGAUAUAUGUAUAUAAGCAAUUAUAUGUCACUGUCAAUAUAUCUUCAUUAAAAGCCAUACCAUUGCCUUCUUUUGGGCUAUAAGGCUG